AUGUUGUUUAAAGGCAGAAUUAUCUCCGUUUUCUUAAAUUUAUACUGUGCAAGUGCAUCUUCUGGUUUUGAUGGGCCCCUAUAUGACUCCACUGCUUACACUGAGUGCAAAGAGAAGGCAGAGGAGCCACUUUACGGAGGAGGACUUCUCAAAAGCGUGCUUUUGUCUGUUAAUACUAAUAGCUGCAUGCCUUCGCUUGUUCUGGACAAUAAUCUCACUCAAGGCACCAUUUACUCUUUCUCCGUAUGGGUGAGAGUUGAAGACUCAAGAAGUUCAGCUAAGGUAAGGGCCAGCCUGCAAACGGAGAAAGAGGUAUAUGAUUGCAUAGGGACAGUUUCUGCCAAGCGCGGAUGCUGGUCAUUUCUCAAAGGUGGAUUUGUUCUCAAUUGGCCUUCCAAUUUUUCUACAAUCUUCUUACAGAAUGUGGACAGAAAAGAUGUCAACAUAGAUAUUGUUAGCCCAUCACUCCAGCCAUUUACUAAAGAACAAUGGAGAACCAAUCAGCAGUAUAUAAUCAAUACUCAAAGAAAGCGUGCUGUCACUAUUCAUGUGUCAGAUAGUAACGGGAGGAGAUUGCAAGGAGCUGCCAUCUUUGUGAAGCAAAUCUCAAAAGAUUUCCCUAUUGGAUCGGCAAUAGCAAAGAGCAUCCUUGGCAACUUGCCCUAUCAGAAUUGGUUCGUGAAGCGGUUCAAUGCGGCAGUCUUUGAAAAUGAACUAAAAUGGUACGCCACGGAGCCUCAUCAAGGCAAGGUCAAUUACACCAUUUCAGACCAGAUGAUGCAAUUUGUUAGAGCAAACAAAAUCAUAGCCAGAGGGCACAAUAUAUUCUGGGAAGACCCUAAAUACGCCCCACCAUGGGUUCUUAACCUUACUGGCAUCCAGUUACAAUCUGCUGUGAAUUCCCGAAUACUAAGUCUCAUGAACCAAUACAAGGACGAGUUCAUACACUGGGAUGUCAGCAAUGAAAUGCUUCAUUUUGAUUUUUAUGAGCAAAGGCUUGGACCUGACGCCACAUUGCAUUUCUUCCAGACAGCACACAAAUCAGAUCCUUUAGCAACGCUGUUCAUGAACGACUUUAACGUGGUGGAAACAUGCAAUGAUGUGAAUUCCACUGUGGACGCUUAUAUCUCGAGGAUAAGAGAACUACAACAAAAUGGUGUCUUUAUGGAUGGAAUUGGCUUGGAGGGUCACUUCACAAUACCCAAUCCUCCCCUUAUCAGAGCUAUCUUAGACAAGUUGGCAACACUUGGCCUUCCCAUUUGGCUUACUGAGGUUGACAUAAGCAAAACACUUGAUAAAGAUACACAGGCAAAUUAUUUGGAGCAAGUGUUGAGGGAAGGGUUCUCACAUCCUUCGGUGAAUGGGAUCAUGCUUUGGACUGCAUUUCGGCCUAAUGGAUGCUUCCAAAUGUGCCUCACAGACAGUAAUUUCAAGAACCUCCCAGCAGGUGAUGUGGUGGACAAGCUUCUUCAAGAGUGGCAAAGUGGUCGCGUAGAGGGAGUCACAGAUGGGCAUGGUUCCUAUAGCUUUUAUGGGUUCUUGGGAGAAUAUAGAAUUAGUGUUAAGUAUGGUAACAGGACUAAAAUUUCAACCUUCUCGCUCUCUCGAGGUCAAGAAACUCGACAUUUUGAUAUUACCUUGUGA
Abrus precatorius (Indian licorice) is the source of this 1644-nucleotide messenger RNA. Its product is annotated as endo-1,4-beta-xylanase 4. The record is from RefSeq and is a predicted model, not a curated record. The transcript has 8 exons. The coding region runs from base 1 to 1644 and encodes 547 amino acids. NCBI's taxonomy places the organism in Eukaryota, Viridiplantae, Streptophyta, Magnoliopsida, Fabales, Fabaceae. Gene Ontology annotation, biological process: carbohydrate metabolic process. Gene Ontology annotation, molecular function: hydrolase activity, hydrolyzing O-glycosyl compounds.